UUUUCAAAUUUAUUAAAGAGCAGCAAUGGUCAACAGUGAUGAUGUCAAGAUCGCCGUUAUCGGUGGUUCAGGUCUUUACAAUCUCGAAGGUUUGGAAGUGGUUGAAGAAGUCAACCCUGAAACUCCUUGGGGUUUUCCUAGUGAUAAAAUCAUCAUCUGUCGUCUUCCCAGUGGCAACAAGGUAGCAUUCUUGGCUCGCCAUGGUCGUGGUCACUACUUGACACCCACUGAAGUCCCUGUGCGAGCCAACAUUGCUGCUCUCAAAUCACUCGGUGUCGAAGCCAUCAUUGCCUUUUCUGCUGUUGGUUCUUUGCGGGAAGAAAUUCCUCCUUGCGAUUUUGUUUUACCUGAUCAACUUAUUGAUCGUACCCGUGGUUUACGCCCCUCCACUUUCUUCGGUGAAGGUAUGGUCGCUCAUGCCGUCUUUGCUGAUCCCUUCCACGCCGGUCUCGCUGAUAUCAUUGCACAACAUGAAAAGGUACUAGAAUUCGGUGCAAAGCUUCACCGUAAUAAGACUGCUGUUUGUAUGGAAGGUCCUGCCUUCUCCACUCGUGCUGAAUCUCACAUGUAUCGCAGCUGGGGUGGUGAUAUCAUCAACAUGAGUGCGUUGCCCGAAGCCAAGUUGGCUCGUGAAGCAGAAAUUGCCUAUCAGAUGGUCUGUAUGUCGACUGAUUAUGAUUGUUGGAGAGAAAAUGAGGAAGUGGUAACAGUCGAGACAGUGAUGCAGAAUAUGGGCAAUAAUGGCAAGAAUGCAAAGAAUUUGUUACAUGCUAUUUUGCCUGAUAUUGAACAAGCAGUGAAUGCAGGUACUUUGAUGCCUAACUAUAAGGGAUCCAUGAAGUACGCUGGUAUGACCGCACCUGAAAAGAGAAACCCUGAGACUGUUCGUAAAUUAGAAUACAUUUUACCCGGUUAUUAUUCCUAAGGAGAACUCUUUUUUUGAAAGUAGAACUUAAUUAUUAUGGCAUAUGAUACACAACUUUUAGACAUAACAAUCGACUUUAUGUAAUCAUACAUUCAGUAAAUAUAGAAGGUUUGAAAAGCGGAAUAACGCUUGCUCUUCGGAGAGGCAAUGUUUUUUUGUUUUUUUUGGUUUUUUUUUUU
Messenger RNA from Mycotypha africana, 1104 nucleotides. Its product is annotated as nucleoside phosphorylase domain-containing protein. The transcript has 2 exons. Gene Ontology annotation, cellular component: cytosol. Gene Ontology annotation, biological process: nucleoside metabolic process. The coding region runs from base 26 to 925 and encodes 299 amino acids. The record is from RefSeq and is a predicted model, not a curated record. NCBI's taxonomy places the organism in Eukaryota, Fungi, Mucoromycota, Mucoromycetes, Mucorales, Mycotyphaceae. Gene Ontology annotation, molecular function: S-methyl-5-thioadenosine phosphorylase activity.